AUCAGACACCGAACAGCUGAAGAAAAUGUUUCAUAUGUUUAUUUUAUGUUUCUGCUGGUGUCACCUGAUUGGUGUGUUUGGCGAGUCAUUAUCAGUGAUGGAAGGAGAUUCUGUGCUUCUACACAAUAAUGUAACUGCAAUACAUGAAGACGACGACAUACUGUGGAAAUUUGGAGCUGAAAACUCUCUGAUAGCUCAAAUCAACAAAGAGAACCAAAUCUUCCCUGACGGGAGAUUCAGAGACAGACUGAAGCUGGACAGACAGACUGGAUCUCUGACCAUCACAAACAUCACAACUGAACAUGCUGGACGUUAUGAACUAGAGAUAAGUGGAAAAAAACUGUCAACAAAAACAUUCAGUGUUUCUGUCUAUGCCCAUCUGCCCAUUCUUAACAUUACCAGAGAUUUUUCACAAAAUUCAUCAUCAGACUCUAAAUGUAUGCUGCUGUGUUCAGUGGUGAAUGUGGGUCAUGUGACUCUCUCCUGGUACAAAGGAAACAGUUUAUUGUCCAGCAUCAGUGUGUCUGAUCUCAGCAUCAGUCUCUCUCUACCUCUGGAGGUGGAAUAUCAGGAUAAAAACACCUACAGCUGUGUGCUCAACAAUCCCAUCAGCAACCAGGCCACACAUCUGGACAUCAGUCAACACUGUCCAGAUCAGGGUCAAUCUUCAUUUAACAUCGUGUUGAUCUCUGCUGCUGCUGCUGGAUCUCUGUUGAUUGUAGCUGCAGUCGUGAUGUGCUGCAUCCGCAAGAAAUGUAGAAAAAUUGACCAAGAAGUCGAGACUCAUGAAGAAGAGAUCACUUACGCUGAGCCGACGUUCCACAAAAGAAAAGCACAGAAAUCGGAAGAUGAUGUGGAAUAUGCACCCAUCCGCAUGAGAAGAUGAUCAAACUUGAAUACUUUCUGAGUUCCAGGCUGAGUUUUGGGAAUGGUGAGCAUCACCACGUGGCACUAAUUCUGUCAAAACAUUUGUACACAGUCACAGAUGAUACUUUAAUAUGAUAUUUAGUUUGUCUCAUCUAACUGUACAGAGAUGUGGUUUGAUCUGAUGGGUGGACAAACCGGUUCUGCACAUGCUAUUACUGGAUGUUUGUGGUUGAUGUCAGUUUGUGUGUGUUUGUCUUGAUGUGUCAGUAGCGUGUGGCUGAAAGGUGUUUUUCCAUUCCUGCUCAUAUGAUGCUCACGUCUGACUUCUGCUCUACACAAAACAGCUUCACUACAAAAUACUGAACCCAUCAAUGAUCUCCGACAGAUAAAUAAUCCAACAUCUGAGUAAAAAUAUCAUAUACAGUACUAUGUAUUUGUGAAGAAUGAAGAUAUGUAUUAAAGGGCAUUAAACCUAGCCCUUUUUAAAAAACAUUUUGCUUUACUUUUAAAUUUCCCCAAGUAUCUGGAAAAUAAUGCUAUUUUAUCACCAUGUCAAUCUGGAUUUAGGCGUGAUUAUUCAACAACUACGAUACUUGAAAUCUUACAGGUGUUCAACAGAGUCUAAAUAAACACAGAACAAUUUAGAUAUAAUAUUAUGUACAAUUUUUGACCUUAAGUUAAGACGUUUAAAUGCGGAUGCUUUAAAAAGGUUGUCCUCUAUUGGUUGGCUCUUUUGACAUUUUCCCACGGAUGUUUUUGUGUGUUAUGUAGAAGAGUGUUGUUCUAUUCAGGAUGUAUUAUUAUUUUUGUUUAGUUUAUUGUUUUUCUCAAUUACUGGAUCAACUAUGC
Onychostoma macrolepis is the source of this 1716-nucleotide messenger RNA. Its product is annotated as natural killer cell receptor 2B4-like. The coding region runs from base 26 to 886 and encodes 286 amino acids. NCBI's taxonomy places the organism in Eukaryota, Metazoa, Chordata, Actinopteri, Cypriniformes, Cyprinidae. The record is from RefSeq and is a predicted model, not a curated record. The transcript is spliced from 6 exons.